AGAACUUUGACUUCCGGUGAUGGUGGCCUUCGGUUCGCCUGGCGCGAAGAAAAAUUAUUUACUUUUGUUCAACUUCGUCAAACAUUUAUGAUGUGCUCUGUGGGGGAGAGUGGUGAAAUAAUUAUCCUCAGUGAUGAUGAUGAUGAUGAUAACAGGGACUCAGACAAUGAUAUUUCCUGUCUCAUUGUGGAGGUGAAAGAUGAGAAGAAGGCUGACUGUGUAUCUUCUCCAAGUACCAGUAACCUGGAUGAGGACCUGGUUGUUACCUUCGCCCGCCGGGCGGAUUUGCUGCCUCAUGCUCGCUAUGACUGUCCUUUACACCCUUUUACGGCGUCAGAAUGUGAGAUUAUGGUUCCAGUGGCUGACAACCGACUCAUUUGUGAUCAGUGCUUCUGCUAUAUCUGCGAUAAGCUCGCAUCAUCGUGUGCAAUGUGGUGCAUCAGCGGUGCGUGUCACUGUAACAGCCACAAGAAAAGUGACUUCUGGAACAACCUCAGAAACUGUUUACUGUUAGGAGAGCUGAAGACCUUUAACAUCACCCUUACAGAAAUAGACUCUCACCUCCGACGUGCAGAAACGAUGCUGCAGAGCUUCAGACAAGAGCUCUCUGCUCUCUAUGCAUACUUUGUGUUGGGAGAGGCGCAGGUGCAGGAUGGGAACCAGCAAGGCCUCGUCCACAACUACACCCCUGUGUUUGAGUUUAUCUCGUCGUUCCUGAACAAAGCAGACAAACAGGACAGCAGGGCUGCGGCCAUCUUGAAUCUCGGGGCUGCUCGAGAGUUUAUUAAACAUUUUCAAGUAUCGGGGCCAACAAGGCCCUGUCCUGUGGGUGAUGUUUCCGAGGCAAAAUUGGUGUUACUGGGGAGAGUAAUAACAUCUGUGCAGAAACAGAUAGUGUUUGCAAAUUUUGGUACAGAGUUCAUUCAGAAACUGCAAGAUUUUUACCAGAAUAGAAUCUACCUGCCCUCUGAGAUGAAGGCCAUGAAAAACAGCCUGUGCGUUCGACCCUGGGACGACGUCCUGCUGGUGUCCGUGCUGAAGGGCCAGAACGUGUCCGGCGUCCGUAAGGACAAAGGAAAGAAAGACAUCCUGAAUGAGCAAAUCUCUGUGGUUCUGCUGAGAAGUGAGCUGCUUCAGCAUCAGCGCAGGUACAGAGAGUUGUGUCGAUAUCUACGAGUCGUCCAGACGGAUGAUGCCAAACUCUUCCAGCAGUUACAGGACCUCAUACCUUUCUUCCUGUGCAUGGAGGGCAACUUUGCACAGGCGCUCGCAAGUCUAUUCCCUGCCGUAAACGCCCCGGCCUCCCGCUUCACCGCACAAAUCUUCCUCUUUUAUCUUCGGAUCUUUAAAACAGCAACGGUCCCAAAGCUGAUCGUCAGUCAGCCAGAACAGCUCUGCCACCCUGACACAUCCUGGGAGCCAGUUAAAGAUGCUGUUCCAAUAAAGCACACAGAGCUGGUGAAGUUUGCUCUCAGGGCUCAGAAAUGUUCCCCUACUGUUUAUGCCAAUUCUCAGUGUUGGAUCGGCAUACUCACAAUCCUCAACUCGCCCUGUGACUCGCUCGCCGCCCUGCCUGAGCCCAGCCCGCAGUUUCUGCUUGAAGCGCGGGAUGUGGUGACCACGCUGCUGGUCAGCCAGCAGGGCUCCAGCAUGCAGAUCCCCCGAUCCCUUUGCGAGGUGUACCCGGAUCAGGCUUUGCUGCUGCUGGUAACAGGAGCUUUAGUUUUCAGGAUCCUGAGCGGGCCUCUGAGUCCAGCACUUCCUGUGCUCAACACCUUCAAGGACAAUUUAUGGGCCUACAAGUGGCUGGUUGACACUAUGGCGCCAAGCGUAGAACGCCUGAAGUCCUUCUCCUUAGAGAUCACACAGGAGAUGGUAAACACAGCAGGCAUUGCGCCGGAUUUUAAACUCGACUCCUUCCAAACAAACGGACCCUCGGAUUCCACCUGAGUGCCAUGUGGACGGAUUCAGCGUCUUCAUCGCCUCGGAGUCCUGAAGCAUCUGUCUUUGCUGACCCCCCCCCCC
Menidia menidia (Atlantic silverside) is the source of this 2025-nucleotide messenger RNA. Lineage: Eukaryota; Metazoa; Chordata; Actinopteri; Atheriniformes; Atherinopsidae. The record is from the annotation of a GenBank genome assembly.